CACUAAAGACCCUAAAACUCUAAAAUAGCCCUCUCUUCUUUACUACCGGAAAAAAAAACACGUUGGGGUGAAAAAGAGUGAUAAUCUCAUUGUAUAAAUAGUAGGCGAUCUUCCUCUUUAUUUUUUUGUUCCUCAUCUUUCUCAACACAUUUUCUCUUAUUCACACAGUUUGAAUCUCACAUUUUCUUUACUCCACUCCAAUUUCUUCUCACCUCUCUUUUAUACAUCUCUCCAAACAUCAAACAAUGUCCGCCCCUCAGAAUACCAACCUUGCUGAGACUCACGCUGAGUUGACCAAGAAUGAUAGCCAAGUACAUGGCUUGGCUGCCUCCCACUACUCCAAGGCUGCCUCUGCCGAUCGCAUUAACACUGCCAAGGCUGCUCUUGAGGCCAAUGGAUUCAAGGUUCACGUCGUCAACACUCGUUAUGAUGCCUUUGAGGCCCUCAAGACCUUGAUCCCAGCUGGCACCUCAAUCAACAAUGCUCACUCUACCACCUUGGAAGAGAUUGGUUUCAUCACAUACAUCAAGGGCCAAACCCCCUGGAAGAAUGUCCAUGGUGAGAUCUUGGCUGAGAAGGACCCCGCAAAGCAGGCAGAGCUUCGUCGCACCCUUGGUUCAACCGUUGAUUAUUACUUGACCUCAGUUGCUGCGAUCACAGAGGAUGGUCAUCUGGCUCAUGGUGAUUUGUCAGGAUCGAAGGUUGGAGGAGUUGCAUUCGGCGCUGGUAACGUCAUUGUGGUCGCUGGCUCCAACAAGAUUGUGAAGGAUGAAAGCGAGGCGUGGAAGCGUCAGGAGGAAUAUGCGUUGCCUUUGGAGAGUGCACGUGUGAGAAUCGCUUAUGGACUUCCUGCUUCUGCGAUCACUCACUAUGAAGUCAUCCGCAAGGCCAACCCCUUCAAUGCUAACCGCAUUCAAAUCAUCAUUGUCAACGAGGCUCUCGGAUACUAAGAUCUUUUCCUCCUUUUUUUUUCUAAAAAGAAAGAAAAUGUAUAACAAAAAAUAAACGAAUGAAGGAAGACUCGUUUUUGAGAAAAUUAAAGAUUAAUAAAC
Messenger RNA from Lobosporangium transversale, 1052 nucleotides. Its product is annotated as prespore-specific protein. The transcript has 3 exons. The coding region runs from base 246 to 950 and encodes 234 amino acids. Lineage: Eukaryota; Fungi; Mortierellomycota; Mortierellomycetes; Mortierellales; Mortierellaceae. The record is from RefSeq and is a predicted model, not a curated record.